Molecule: messenger RNA, 1313 nt
Organism: Aethina tumida (small hive beetle)
Lineage: Eukaryota; Metazoa; Arthropoda; Insecta; Coleoptera; Nitidulidae
Gene: IFT57
Product: intraflagellar transport protein 57 homolog
Exons: 6
Coding region: 47-1240 (397 amino acids)
Biological process (GO): non-motile cilium assembly; intraciliary transport
Cellular component (GO): centrosome; cilium; Golgi apparatus
Source: RefSeq, a predicted model, not a curated record
AAUCACAACAAACGUUUUGUAAUUAAGUGUGUAUCGGGAAAUAAAAAUGCAAAAGGAAAAAAAAAUCGUCUCUGAUACGGAACAAGAAUAUCCUUUUAUAUCUUUCGUAGACUGCGAAGAUUUGUCGAACAAAUUAAAACUAUUAAAUUACGAGGACGAAUUUUUGAAAGAUUUGAAGAUAAAACCCAUACAUAAAUUUUAUUUUGUUGUUGCCAAAAAUCCAGGGGAGCAGUUCUACCUAUUCUCCCUUCUAGCAGCAUGGUUGGUGAGAAAAGUGGGAAAAGAAUUUGUACAGCCUCAAGAAUAUGAUGAUCCAAACGAAACAAUUAACAAAAUUUUAGAGGCCGUUAAAGAAAAUGGGUUGAACGUGGAUUUCUCAGCGAGUAAACUGAAACAGGGUUUCGGAGAACAAGUCGUGAACAUCCUGGACAACUUAGCAACGGCUGCUUUAAAACAUAAGAACUUUAAAUGGGACAGUCCCAAGGCUCCGGAAGAAACGGAGGAGGAGGUGGAUGUUAUGGAGGACGAAUCCGAAAUAAAUUUAGACCGGGUUGAGGAAGAAAUGAUCGCUGCUUAUUCGGACGACUCGGAUGAGGAAAAUAUAUUCAGGUUGGAUGACUUGAAACCAAGAAAAAGGGAAAUAACCGCCAGCGAACUGAAGUCUAACAUAGAUGAAGAAUCAUGGAGAAUUGAGGUGGAGCGAGUGUUACCUCAACUUAAAGUAACCAUAAAAAAUGACAGCAGGGAUUGGAGGGCUCAUUUCGAACAGAUGAAGAAUCACAAGAACAACAUCGAAUUAACGCUAAACCCAACGAAAACCCACCUGGAAAAGCUACACAAGGACAUCUCUUCAACUUUGGACAAAGUUGGGAGCAGAGAAAAAUACCUGAAUAGAGAACUGGAGGACACUUUACAGCAGUAUAGACUUUUGCAGGAUCAGCUUUCUCAAGUCAGGGACAAAUACAAGAGUGUGAGUUCGGGAGUUGCUGAUAGAAAUCGAGAACUGAGCAAAUUAACCGAUCGAUUGGAAACUGUCAAGCAACAAAUGGAGGAACGCGGAAGUUCCAUGACUGAUGGAACUCCUUUGGUGAAUAUAAAAAAAUCGGUGGCUAAAAUCAGGCAGGAAAUCAUCGAUAUAGACGUAAGAAUUGGCGUUUUGGAGUGUAUUCUGCUGCAGACCAAAAUCAGAGAUGAAAAACAACUUGAAAAUGAAUUUGGCCAAUCAAUUUCAAUAUUUUAAUAGUUUUAUAAUGUAGUUUACACAGUUUUAUGAGACCAAUUAAUAUAAUAAACUUACGUUUAAUUUUAUUGCA